Molecule: messenger RNA, 2481 nt
Organism: Eufriesea mexicana
Lineage: Eukaryota; Metazoa; Arthropoda; Insecta; Hymenoptera; Apidae
Gene: Gfat2
Product: glucosamine-fructose-6-phosphate aminotransferase 2
Exons: 15
Coding region: 390-2465 (691 amino acids)
Biological process (GO): UDP-N-acetylglucosamine metabolic process; fructose 6-phosphate metabolic process; carbohydrate derivative biosynthetic process
Molecular function (GO): carbohydrate derivative binding; L-glutamine:D-fructose-6-phosphate transaminase (isomerizing) activity
Source: RefSeq, a predicted model, not a curated record
UCACAUUCUUUGAUACUUGAGUGCUAUUUGCAUUUACAAAGUGUUUCCUGUAUGUGACAAUUAGGAAAACAACGACUUUUUAUCGUAUAGUCAACAUAUCGAAAUUCUUAGUGUAGUACGAUACUUCAGCGUGCAGACGAUGCGCCUACUGUCAAUGGCUUGUGCCAGACCGUGUUACGCACACAUACGAAUUUGUUAUAGAUGUGAUUGUACCCACACCCAUGCAAAAUCUCAUAUCAUAAGAAGUAGGAGCACACUGUAGCGUGGCUCAGACCGUGCUUCACAGUAGCUGAGAGCAUCACGGAGCGAGCUAGUGACAUUCUGAUUACUUUCCAUUUUGUGUCCAAUCUUAUUAACUUACGUGGCGGGUAUUCGACGACUUAAACAACAUGUGCGGAAUAUUCGCGUAUGUCAACUAUUUAACGCCAAAGAGCAGAAAGGAAAUCCUCGAGUUACUGGUUGGUGGCUUAAAGAGAUUGGAGUAUCGAGGCUAUGAUUCGGCCGGUGUCGCCCUUGAUAGCGCCGAUGAGAAGAACACCUUGAUUAUUAAAAAACAGGGAAAGGUCAAGGCUCUCGAGGAGGAGAUAUUUUAUCGUACUAAUAUUGAUUUUGAAUCGAAGACCUACAGCCAUGUGGGUAUUGCCCAUACUCGUUGGGCGACUCAUGGUGUCCCAUCAGAAGUCAACUCGCACCCUCAAAGAUCAGAUAGAGAAGAUGCCUUCGUUGUAGUGCAUAAUGGUAUUGUGACAAACUACAAGGAAGUAAAGACAUUGCUUCAGCAAAGGGGCUACACCUUUGAGAGUGAAACCGACACGGAAGUAAUCGCCAAACUCAUCUAUCAUCUUUGGGAACAGCAACACGGUCUUUCGUUUCGCGAGUUGGUCGAGCAAGUUGUCCAACAAUUGGAAGGUGCAUUUGCUCUUUGCUUCAAGAGCAAAUAUUUUCGGGGUCAAUGCGUAGCGACGAGGAGAGGAUCGCCACUUCUCGUGGGUAUUAAAACAAAAACGAGAUUGGCUACCGACCAUGUACCCAUCCUGUAUGGAAAAGAUGAACCUCCACGCGUAAACAAAGAAGGUGAAACACCUACCAAAGAUCACCGCCCACAUGGCCGUAACCCAGAACUUCCGGUGAUACCACGCAGCGAGAGCACUUCCGAGUUCCAGCCUUUGGAGGACAAAGAAGUCGAAUAUUUCUUUGCUUCUGACGCCAGUGCUGUAAUCGAACACACGAAUCGCGUUAUAUUCCUGGAGGACGAUGACGUGGCAGUCGUGAAAAACGGUGCUCUCAGCAUUCAUAGACUUCGCCGAUGCAUGGACGACCCUCAUGCAAGAGAAAUUACCAUCCUGAAGAUGGAAAUCCAGCAGAUCAUGAAAGGCAAUUAUGAAUAUUUCAUGCAGAAGGAGAUCUUUGAACAGCCGGAAUCGGUGGUGAACACUAUGAGAGGACGUCUCAAUUUCCGAGAUAACUCUGUAACCCUAGGAGGUAUUAAGGAUUACAUUCCUGAGAUCAAGAGAUGUCGGCGUUUGAUGCUUAUUGGUUGUGGAACAAGCUAUCAUUCUGCUAUUGCUACCAGACAACUUUUAGAAGAGUUAACUGAACUGCCAGUUAUGGUCGAGCUGGCUUCUGAUUUCUUAGACAGAAACACACCAGUAUUCAGAGAUGAUGUUUGUUUCUUCAUUUCACAGUCAGGUGAAACAGCAGACACGCUAAUGGCUUUACGUUAUUGUAAAGGUCGUGGAGCCUUAAUUGUUGGUAUUACUAAUACUGUAGGUAGUAGCAUUUGUCGUGAAUCACACUGUGGUGUUCACAUCAAUGCUGGUCCUGAGAUUGGUGUUGCCAGUACAAAGGCUUAUACCUCUCAGUUCAUUUCUCUUGUAAUGUUUGCUUUAGUCAUGAGUGAGGACAGAAUCUCCCUUGGUAAUAGGCGUCAGGAGAUUAUUGAAGGAUUGAAGAAUUUGGAUAAUCUCAUUCGACAUGUUCUUCAACUUGAUGAGAAAGUUAAGGAAUUAGCUAAGUCUCUGUUUCAACACAAGUCUUUGUUAAUCAUGGGUAGGGGAUACAAUUUUGCUACGUGUAUGGAGGGAGCUUUGAAAGUUAAAGAAUUGACGUAUAUGCAUAGUGAAGGUAUCAUGGCAGGUGAACUGAAACAUGGUCCAUUGGCGCUUGUAGAUGAUUCAAUGCCCGUGAUAAUGAUCGUUAUGAGGGACCCGGUUUACGUGAAAUGCAUGAAUGCUCUACAACAAGUUACAGCACGAGGUGGUAAGCCGAUCGUUAUCUGCGAAGAAGAAGAUGAAGAAACGAAAAUGUUUGCAGAUAAAGUUCUCGAAGUGCCUAAAACAGUGGAUUGCCUCCAAGGAAUUCUUACAGUUAUUCCAAUGCAACUUCUAUCUUUCCAUAUUGCGGUUCUUCGCGGGUGUAAUGUCGAUUGUCCGAGAAAUCUGGCAAAAUCGGUCACGGUCGAAUAAAAAGAUAAUUACAAAC